GCGCGGGAAGGGAUUUACCUUGGUCCGGAAAUACUCGUUAACCCCGGAGAGGCGCCUGUCUCGCUCCAUCAGGUACCACUGGUGGUAAUUCGACGCUUGCCUCCCAGUUUGACAAAGGAACAACUGGAAGAACAUCUUCAGCCUUUGCCAGAACAUGACUAUUUUGAGUUCUUCGCUAAUGAUUCCAGUUUGUAUCCUCACAUGUUUUCCAGAGCAUACAUCAACUUUAAAAAUCAAGAAGACAUAGUACUGUUCAGGGAUCGCUUUGAUGGUUAUGUUUUUGUUGAUCACAAAGGUCAGGAGUAUGCUGCCAUAGUAGAAUUUGCACCUUUCCAAAAAUCUGCAAAAAAGAAGAAUAAGAAAAAAGAUGCCAAAACUGGGACAAUUGAUGAUGACCCAGAAUAUAAGAAGUUUUUGGAAAGUUACAGUGCAGAUGAUGAAAAGUUAACAUCGACUCCGGAAACAUUACUAGAGGAAAUAGAGGCAAGAAACAAAGAGUUAAUAGCUAAAAAGACAACUCCCCUUCUGAACUUCUUGAAAAACAAACAGAGACUGAGAGAAGAAAAAAGAGAGGAGAGGCGAAGAAGAGAAUUGGAAAGAAAAAGACAAAGAGAAGAAGAAAGGAGGAAAUGGAAAGAAGAAGAAAGAAGGAAAAGAAAAGAAGCAGAAAAACUGAAGAAAGUUGACAAAUGCCCAGAGAAAGAAAGGGAUAAAUCAAAGGACGAACCAAAGAUUAAGGUGCUACUUAAGAAACCAGAGAAAGAUGAAAGAGACAUGGAGAAAAAGGAGAAGUUCAAGAAACUGGAAAAAGAGAAUGCGAGGGAGGAAAAGGCUGCUGGUGCACUAAGCAGUAUGUCAGCCAAACGAUCUGAUGGAGAGGCUAAAGAGGAAAAAACAAAAAAAUCUGAAGAUGAAUAUGGAAAAGAUUACAGAGACCGGGAGAGAGACUUUGAAAGAGAGAGAGAUUAUGAGAGACUGCAGCGGGAGACUGAGGAGAAGGAAGGCUUUGAGAAGGAAAAAGUUUUUAGACGAAAAGAGGAAGAGGUGAAAAAGGAGAUAAAUUCACUCCGAGAGAAAGGAAGGAAAUGUGAUCUUACAGACUUUACAAGCAACACAGAAAAACCUGAGAAAAUAACCAAAGAGGACAAAAAAGAUGAUGCUGCCGCCAGGAGAGAUCGCAUCAGAAACAAGGAUCGCCCAGCAAUGCAGCUAUACCAGCCAGGAGCCCGAAGUCGAAGUAGACUGUGUUCUUAUGAAGACAUUGCUACAAAGUCUAUGGAUCAAGGAGCAGAUAAACAGGAGAGUGAAACCAGUAAUACAAAAGAAGAGGAGUGAUGAGCACACAGGCCUUAUAUGUUCUGAGUAUUCAAGCAGCCAAAGAGCAUGUACUACGCAAUCCAGAAGUGCCUUCAAAGAGAAGGAGGAACAAAGGAAGAAAAGGGGGCAUUGCGCUAUUGGAUGUUUCUAGUUAAAGAACCUCAAUCUGAAAUGUGUUCUCAUUGUUAUUGGAAUUUAUUUUCGUGGCAUCAGAUAACAAUAGGGAAGAAAAUGUUGCAAAGUAGAAAAGCUUUUUGUGGCCUUAAGUAUGAGAAAUGUAAGUCAUGUAAAUCAGGACGAUGACACCUAGAUCUAAAACCAGAACUUUUUUGUAAAGCAGUGCUAAACCAGUGUUUGAUGCACUUAAAGUAAAUUUAAAGCUUCAGUCUUGCUUAAAAAAAUAACAUCCUUUAUUGCUAUGCUGUGUGGUGUUGGGCCCGAGAUUACGUUACAAUUACAGCGUAAUUCUAGCACUAAAACGGAGGUUCUCAGACUAUGAUAGCUGGGCCAUCAGUGGUCCGGGGAAGCCUUUUCAAGUUUUCUGCAGAAACCUUUUCAAGAUAAAGCAAUAGGAAAGUAGAGAGAGGCCUUAUAAAGAAUCUUCCAUGUAAGAUGAAAUAGUUGAAUAAGAUUGCAGAGUAGGAAGUUUUUGUUCCUACUAGUGUGGGAUUUUGUUUUUGUUUUGAUAAAUUGUCAUGUAAUGUCUGUUGAUGUGUACACAAUUUUUUAUUCAGUGUAGCUGUGUAAAACAUCUGAUUAUUUUCAAGCAUUCCCUCUUGUUUUAGUGUUAUCAAAGUAGGAAAUAUGCCAUUUCAAUUUCUCUGCUUCAUCUUUCCAUAUCCAAUGGAGUGUUCUUUCACGGCCCAGAAAAAUCUUCACCAAUAAUGAUCCUCUUUAAGCUAGCAAGUUUUAGCCAUAGCUCUUUUGUACUAAACCCAAUAAAACCUGAAAAUAUUAAAGAUACUUUAAAUUA
Pelodiscus sinensis (Chinese soft-shelled turtle) is the source of this 2290-nucleotide messenger RNA. The record is from RefSeq and is a predicted model, not a curated record. NCBI's taxonomy places the organism in Eukaryota, Metazoa, Chordata, Testudines, Trionychidae.